CAACGCGCUAUUUUGACACGUCCAAUUGCAUCAAGACAGCUCGCUCUUUUUCAACUCCCACAUAAAACAAUUUCCUCUAAAUUCGGCCGCCUACUUAUUUAGCACCACCACUUCCUACUCCAUUUCAACUUUCCUCUCUCUAUCUAUAUACUACUACUCCUCCUCCUAAUACCAACUCCUCCAACCACAAUGCCAACCAUCUUGUUGAGAAUUUUCCUCAUCUACAAGCUCUUCUACACAGUUUUCCAGUACUUGGUUCCUAAGAAGCUCAGAGCGUAUCUCCCAGCUUCUUGGUACUCGUACACGGAACAACCACAACAUAUCAAGAACGAGCCUGUUUCGUCCUUCUCCUCUUCACCCAUCCCAUCCUCCCCGUCUUUCCGCCCUCCUCAAAGAAUGGAUGCUGCAGAGCUGAGACGGGUUUUCCAGAUGUUCGACAGGAACGGCGACGGCCGGAUCACUAAGACUGAGCUCAACGGCUCCUUGGAGAACAUGGGAAUCUUCAUCCCGGGAGACGAGCUGUCCCAGAUGAUCGACCGGGUGGAUGUCAACGGAGAUGGCUGCGUCGACAUUGACGAGUUUGGUACCUUGUAUUGGACCAUCAUGGACGAGCGCAACGAGGAGGAGGACAUGAAAGAGGCAUUCAACGUGUUUGAUCAGAACGGCGAUGGAUUCAUUACAGUUGACGAGCUGAACUCUGUGCUGGCGUCCCUCGGCCUCAAGCAAGGGAGGGGCACUGAGGACUGCAAAAAAAUGAUCACCAAGGUCGAUGCGGAUGGCGAUGGAAGAGUCGACUUCGAUGAGUUCAAGCAGAUGAUGAGAGAAGGCAGCUUCGUUGCAUUAGGCAACUGAUGCGGCCGUCUCGAUCUCGUCGUUUUCAGCAGGGUGAUUUUCGUUGACUGCAGUGUACAUAGAUCUUGGUUUUUUCUUAUCUCUCCAUUAAUCUGCCACAAGAAUAUAUGUAUUUCUAUCAUAUGAACCCAAAGAUUGAUAUAUGUUGCUUCACAUAGCCAUCUGCGAAGGAUCCAUUGAUAACAAAGUGUUAAUACAGAAAGCUGUAUAUUGUAUGUGCAACAUUUUGCAGUCAUUCAGACAAAAAAUGAGAAGGGAGCGAAGCAUUGAUCAUGGACUCAUAGCAAGAUACUCUUUAUGAAUGGCUCAAAGUGGGGAUGCUUAAGUUUAGGAAAACAAAAAAAGGAACAGUUUUAUUCAUUCUUGUAAUUCGUGGCUUUCUGGCCUAUGUUUUGUUUUUUGAUUUGAUUUUUGUCACCUAGUUUUUGUUACUGGAGUAUAUUUUUUUCAUGCUA
This is a messenger RNA of Salvia splendens (bonfire salvia), 1307 nucleotides long. RefSeq names its product calmodulin-like protein 3. The transcript has a single exon. Lineage: Eukaryota; Viridiplantae; Streptophyta; Magnoliopsida; Lamiales; Lamiaceae. The record is from RefSeq and is a predicted model, not a curated record. Gene Ontology annotation, molecular function: calcium ion binding. Bases 190 to 852 code for a protein of 220 amino acids.